AUGCGUUUCGCUACUCUUGCCGUCGCUCUCCUCCCAGUCAUCUCUGCCUUGACUAUCAACCUACACCUUAGCUCACUUGCAAGACGCGAGACUUUAGACGAAGCUUGUGCCAAGGAGAAGGACUACAAGAUCCUUUCAGGAGAUACCCUCACAAAGAUUGGUGACAAGUUUGACCGGACUGUGGAAGCACUUUUCUAUGUAAAUCUCCCUCAUUCUUACGCACAACCCCAUUUCUCUCACCCUAUACCCAUUUCCUUUACCCCUCUUUAUAUCCUCCGUCUCAUACUAACGUGCAAACCAACAGGUCAACAGGGACACCAUCACUGACCCUGACGUCAUCAUCGCUGGCAACAAUCUUAUCAUCCCAAAGAAGGCCUGUAACAAAAUUGCUCCUGCCCUUCCACCAAAGAAGCCCACCGCCACUGCUACGUGCGCGCCCAAAGGAACUGAUACUCCAUACUUCGUUGUGGCCCAGGACACAUUGACGAAGAUUGCCGAAAGAUUUAAUAUCACUCUGCAGUCUCUCAUUGAUGCGAACAAGAAGAACAUCCCAAACCCAGACGUGAUCGAUAUUGGAGAUAAAGUCAACAUUCCAAUUUGCCAGUAA
Messenger RNA from Hymenoscyphus albidus, 607 nucleotides. Lineage: Eukaryota; Fungi; Ascomycota; Leotiomycetes; Helotiales; Helotiaceae. The record is from the annotation of a GenBank genome assembly.